CGUUCCAGCCACACCAUUCCGCCUCCUCUUUCCUUCUCCUCUUCCACACCUUCACCUUCACAAAUCUCCCAUCUUUUCCCGCCAAACCCGUCUGCAGGACUGAUUUCCGAACGCUGCGUCUUUGCUACUCCCCGCGUCUUUUCGUCACGCUCGCCUACUACCGAGACUUACGACGUACCGCACGGCACUCCUUUGGUGCGCUACGUCGUUUACGACCUGACCAAGCCGACGCUGUGAUCCCCCGCCCUAACCCCUCCGUUGCACACCCACCAUGGCUCCCACGAUCGAAGAGCUCGACAACACGGUCCGCGCCUUCUACGAUGGCCGUGGUGAACAGCAAAAAGCUGCCCAAAAUGCCUUGAACCAGUUCAAAGAGGAUCCAGACUCUUGGGUUCUGGUCGACAAGAUUCUUGCUGAAGCGCAACAUCCCCAAACCAAAUUUUUGGGAUUGCAGGUUUUGGAUAAUGUGAUCAUGACACGAUGGAAGGUCCUUCCUCGGGACCAAUGCCAAGGCAUCCGCAACUUCAUUGUGCAAUUUAUUAUCCAAUGCUCCAGCACCGAAGAAUCACUACGAUCGCAAAAGACUCUACUCAACAAACUCAACUUGGUGCUCAUCUCCGUUUUGAAGCAAGAAUGGCCGCACAACUGGCCCUCGUUUAUCAACGAAAUCAUCACUGCUUGCCACUCCAGUCUGUCGAUUUGCGAGAACAACAUGACCAUUCUUCGAUUGCUCUCCGAAGAAGUCUUUGACUACUCUGCCGAGCAAAUGACUUCUGCCAAGACCCGCAAUCUUAAGCAAACAAUGUGUGCCGAAUUCUCACAAAUUUUCCAGCUGUGCCAAGAGGUUCUCAACACUGCUGAUCAGCCGAGUCUCAUCAAGGCUACCAUUGAGACGCUCCUUCGAUUCUGCAAUUGGAUUCCUUUGGGCUACAUCUUUGAGACACCGCUUAUCGAAACGCUUCGCACUCGCUUCCUGCCCACGCCCGAAUUUCGAAAUGUUACUCUGCAGUGUCUGACCGAGAUUGGUGGUCUCCAGACAGGCAACCAAGGUGGCCAAGCCAACACAUAUGACGAGCAAUUGGUCAAAAUGUUCACCGAGGUUCUCACAACGAUUGCUGAAAUCAUUCCUGUAUCGUUGGAUCUGAAGACAACCUACCCCUCAAGCAACUCUCGCGACCAAGAAUUCAUCCAGAAUCUGGCUCUCUUCCUGUGCAAUUUUUUCGGCAUGCACCUCAAUCUUAUUGAAAAUCUCCCGAACCGUGACUAUCUCUUACAUGGUCACUACUAUCUCAUUCGCAUCUCUCAGAUUGACGACCGCGAAAUCUUCAAGAUUACUCUGGAUUAUUGGCUCAAGCUAGUACAGGAACUGUAUGAGGAGAUGCAGCAACUCCCAAUCACCGACAUCAACCCUCUGCUUGCGGUUGGUGGUGCCAUGUCUGGAACUGGUGCACCAAACCCUUCCAUGCUGAUGAACUAUCCCCUCCGCAAACACAAGUACAAUGAAGUUCUCUCCAACCUUCGUGUUGUCAUGAUUGAAAAGAUGGUGCGACCUGAAGAGGUUCUCAUUGUUGAGAAUGACGAAGGAGAGAUUGUUCGUGAGUUCGUGAAGGAAAGUGAUACAGUCCAGCUUUACAAGACCAUUCGUGAAGGUCUUGUAUAUCUCACGCACUUGGAUGUUGUUGAUACCGAAAACAUCAUGACAGAAAAGCUUGCCCGCCAGGUUGAUGGUACAGAGUGGUCGUGGCAUAACUGCAACGUUCUUUGCUGGGCUAUUGGAUCAAUUUCUCUUGCCAUGAAUGAGGAGACGGAAAAGCGCUUCCUUGUCACAGUCAUCAAGGACUUGCUUGGACUCACAGAAAUGAAGCGCGGAAAGGAUAACAAGGCUGUUGUCGCCAGUAACAUCAUGUACAUUGUUGGACAAUACCCUCGUUUCCUUAAGGCCCACUGGAAGUUCCUUAAGACGGUUGUCAAUAAGCUCUUUGAGUUUAUGCACGAAUCUCAUGAGGGUGUCCAGGACAUGGCUUGCGAUACAUUUAUCAAGAUUGCAAGGCAGUGUCGCCGUCAUUUCGUGGCUUUACAGCCAAACGAGCAGGAGCCUUUCAUUGAGGAGAUUGUCCGUAACAUGGGCAGAAUCACUUGUGAUUUGACUCCUCAGCAGGUCCACACAUUUUAUGAAGCAUGUGGCUACAUGGUGGCUGCUCAAGGAAACAAGAACCAGCAAGAACGGUUACUUGGAGAACUCAUGAACAUCCCCAAUGCUGCUUGGGAUGAGAUCAUCAAGCAGGCCACUGCCAACCCUUCGAUCUUGCAAGACUCUGACACAAUUAAGGUCAUUGGCAACAUCAUGAAGACCAACGUUUCAGCCUGUUCGUCAAUUGGCCCCUACUUUUAUUCACAGAUUGGACGUAUCUACCAUGACAUGCUUGAGAUGUACCGAGCUACCAGCAACCUAAUCUCAGAGGCCGUUGCCCGAGAUGGUGAACUUGCAACCAAGAUGCCUAAAGUCCGCGGUCUGAGAACCAUCAAGAAGGAGAUCCUAAAGCUGGUGGAAACAUACGUCGAGAAAGCAGAAGAUCUUCAGGCUGUUCGCGCGCAGAUGGUACCACCUCUGCUGGAGUCCGUCCUUGUUGAUUAUAGCCGAAAUGUCCCUGGCGCUCGUGAUGCAGAAGUUCUCCGAGCCAUGUCGGUUGUGAUCACCAAGCUCUCAAACCUUAUGGACGACCAAAUCCCCACCAUUAUGCAGAAUGUAUUCGAAUGCACAUUGGAAAUGAUUAACAAAGACUUUUCUGAGUUCCCUGAACAUCGCGUUGAGUUCUUUAAUCUCCUACGUGCCAUCAAUCUGCACUGCUUCCACGCAUUACUGAAGUUGGAUAACAACCAGUUCAAGUUCGUUAUCGACUCUUGCUCUUGGGCCUUCAAGCACGACAACCGUGAUGUUGAGGCGGCUGGCUUGAACAUGUGCCUUGAGCUCAUUACCAACAUUGCUGAAAAGACUGACGAAGCCACGUCGAACGCCUUCUUCCAACGCUUCUUCAUGACCAUUCUGCAGGAUGUUCUCUAUGUUGUCACGGAUAACGACCAUAAAGCUGGCUUUAAGACACAGUCUAUGCUUCUGAUGAAGCUGUUCUAUUAUGUUCAGCCCGCCGACGGCACACAGCCCAAAAUCCAGGGUCCUAUCUAUGCUGCUGAACAGGCCCCGGCUGGUACCGGAAACAAGGAGUUCCUGGGCAACUCUGUUGUCGAGAUGCUGCAAAAAGCAUUCCCCAACCUCCAAGCUGCCCAAGUUACCAGCUUUACUGAAGGUCUCUUCAGUCUCAACACCCAGUACGACAAGUUCCGUUUGAACCUUCGAGACUUCCUUGUGUCCCUCAAGGAAUUCGCUGGCGACAAUGCGGAGCUCUUCGCUGUUGAGAAGGAACAACAGGAACGUGAUGCCAAGGCUGCCGAUAUGGAGCGCCGACAAAAAGUUGGUGGUCUUCUGAAGCCCUCUGAGCUUGAUGAUGAAGAGCUGUGACUUCACGAAGAGUUUCGAGCCGAGUAUGUUCCACUCAGAGAAGCUGGUAGGGGAGCCUUGGAGAAUGAGCCAGAACCAGAGCGUGGCAACGGCGAUGGCUGGGAGUUUUACGGACUAUAGGUGGUGUUUUGCCGGAUUUAUAUGCAAGAAUUGAUUUUACAUGGAGAAAAGCCACGAGUGACACGAUACGCCUAUUGUGAAACAGAGUUGGCGUUUGGAGCUGACUGAAGGCCAGAUGCGACGAGCCAGUGAAGUAGUUGAGAGACGAUUACACUGAGAUGAAGAGGGGCAUCCCAAGCAUCUGGAAGCAUCGAAGUGGCUAGGGUCAGAUUCAUUUUGUUUGUUUAGAGACGUUUGACUAGAGAUUGCGAGUAUCGCCCAGUAUGCACAAAACCAAAAGCAAUUUAAGAACAACUUUGAUGAGAAAAGACGAAUCUAGUACGAAUGAGUGACCGAAUGAUGAGUGAGUCGAGUACAUGUAUAAUUUGCAUGUAUUUUAAUUCUAGAUCUUUGUACAAACAGGUAUAUCCAACCCCGAAGUAAAAAGUGCGCUAUCCUUUGUUUCGCUAAUCAACCAUGCCAAAACCUGUUUAUCGCCUUGUCCGCCAGUAUUGUGUGUGUAUAUAUCCCCAACUCCAGAAUUCAAAAGAAAAACAACAACAACGGAAAAGUACAAAAUAGUGCGUCUCGCUUAGCGCUCUACUUCGACAACUCUCAGAGGCCACGCCAUUGCCUUAUGCCAGUAGCUUCCCAAAUGCUUAGCGAUGAUGUGAAUCAUUCGAGCGCCAGCAUCCCGGAACAUCCAAAAUCUGCGGCAACGGUGCAGCAGCACGCCGUAAUGGGCGAGAAUGACGAGGGCUUCAGGGCGGUGCUUGCGGAGAACCUCUACAUACUCUGCUUGGACCAUGACGGAGAAGCCAGAAGCGGCGUGAGGACCGUUACGAUCUGGCAAGUUAUUGUAGAGAUCAAAAGACCACUGCAACUUCUCUACAGCAGCACGACAUGCUUGUAGAUUGGCAUCGGCGAGAUCAGAGGUGCUAAGCAGCUCCUGUAAUGGGACACAUUCGCCACCUGGUGUCUGCGAAUGCGGAACCGCCUGGUGUGUGAUUUCGAGGAGGGGUCGUAGCUCGGAUUGUAUGAGAAAUUGGAAGGUGGGUUGAAUGACAGCGCGAACACCACGAUGAAGGUGGAAACAGUCGACAAAUCGAUCGAUGAAGCUGUGGAAAUUGACAUCAUCGGAGCGAAGCACCGUCAAUGUCUCCGCGAGAGAGUGCAGACUGAGAAUGCUGGAGAAAAGAAAGCGAGGAACACAUGUUUCGGUAUCAUCGGCUGCUAUUCCUUUGGUUAGGCGUGUAAAGGAGGUAACCGCACGGGUCUGAAGCUCAGUUGCCAGACGUUGCAGCGCCGGAACGGACAUGGCGCCACCGAACCUCGUAGCUUGCGGCGAAGCGUCAUCUGGAAGUUGGGAGGCAAUGUGCAGAGCAGAAAGGGCAAGCAUUUCGUCUAUUAGGUAGGGGGCAUCAGUCGUUCGACAUAUUGCAAUAGAGACGAUUUGUUGCAUUUGUCCGGGGGGCCCUACACCACCAUGAUCCAUGUCGGUGACAGCGUGGUGUAAGAGCAUUAGAUGCUGAGCGUUGAAUUGUCCAGGAUGUGGAGAAUGUGCGAUCGAGGCUAACCCAGGUGAAUCGGUAGUAUGUGGUGUCGGCGGAUCUGAUAUGCUAUACUGCUGCUGGUGAUACUGCUUCGACGGAUGCUGUGGGUAGCCGUUGUUGAGAUACAUUUGGCCGUCUCCAGCUGCUGUGUCUGAAGCAGCGGGCGUCCAUACCAUUGAGCAAGGGUCAACGGCAUGACCACUUGAAGCUGGUGAGACGUUAUCUUGGCGUUGUUGUUGCUGGUCAGCCUUUCGCGCUCGGUUUUGGUUGGAAGCGGCGGUGGCGGUUGGUGCAGCGUUGGGAUAGGCGCAGGCUCUGUCGGCAAUGGAGCAAUUGGAGCACUCAGGACGGCGUUCGUCGCAUCGGAUAUGGCGGCGCUUGCACUCUGCGCAGCCAUUCCUAGACUUGCGAUGAGAGCGGCGUGUCUUGAGGGCGCUGCCGCCGGGGGUGUUGGGGAUGACGGGAGAGGUAGAGGUUGUGGUAGCAUGGUGGUGGUUGUUGUGGUCGUCGGGGGUAACUGGAGAGACGCCAAGUGGACUGGCGGUUGCUGUAGAGUGGCGAGGCAUUAUGAAUAAUUAGUUAUCUGGAUCGGUACGGCGCCAACGUUAGACAUGGCAGCGUUGCUGCUUGAAGUGGUGAAGCUAUCUUGAAGACGCAGGCUGUACAAGUAUAACGUGUGUUGAAACAAGAGGGGGGAAGGAGGAGGCUAACGAAGCGACUGUAAUAAACGUCUUAACCACAAAGAAGAGGCAAAAAAGCAGAGAAUGAAGAAGAGAAGAUUGUGUGUGAAAGGAAGAGGGCCAAGACAAGAAAACUGUCAGCGCAGACCACCGCUAAAGGAAGGCACGCCAGUGUUUUCAGGUUCGAUCGAUGCGUGGUGGGCAUUCGGACUUUAGACGGUGCAGUCGCCCCAACUCCGCAAGAGCACGCACACGCAACCACUAGGAGCAUCGGCGCUUUACAGUGCCGUAGCCUCG
Molecule: messenger RNA, 6143 nt
Organism: [Torrubiella] hemipterigena
Lineage: Eukaryota; Fungi; Ascomycota; Sordariomycetes; Hypocreales; Clavicipitaceae
Source: the annotation of a GenBank genome assembly